AUGUUCAGUCCCGGCCUCGCGCCUCGAUAUCCUCACCCUAUCGGAAGAUCAACGAAAAUCCUCCGCGAUCUGUGGGCCGCCAAGGAGAAGCUCCAGGCGUACCGAGCCCGCACCGGCGGCGGCGAUGACGCUGAACCCGACAACGAGUCGGCCCUCGCCUGCAGCACUAUAAAACGCGUGAUUCUCCAGGACAUAACGUCGCGCGAGAAGCGCCUCACGGCUGAGUUCUUCAUGCGGCACCCGUCCGAGCUGAAUGGCGGCGACGAUGAUGCCGCCGGCCACGGCGUUGACCAGACUGACGACGAUGACGUCCGCUGGGGGUUGACGAGGGAGCAACUAUCCCGGAUCCUCCUUCUUCUGCAACCCGGUAGAAACGACCAGCCGAAAAUUGCCAAUGUUGCUGCUACACCAGGCCUCUCAGCCACCCAUCCUCAGGCGAUGCCAUCUACAUCUGCAGCGCCAACACCCCAAAUUCUCCUCAGUGGACACAACUGCCCUAGGUGUUAG
Molecule: messenger RNA, 507 nt
Organism: Colletotrichum spaethianum
Lineage: Eukaryota; Fungi; Ascomycota; Sordariomycetes; Glomerellales; Glomerellaceae
Exons: 2
Coding region: 1-507 (168 amino acids)
Source: RefSeq, a predicted model, not a curated record